Pyrus x bretschneideri (Chinese white pear) is the source of this 1139-nucleotide messenger RNA. Its product is annotated as two-component response regulator ORR10-like. The transcript is spliced from 5 exons. The coding region runs from base 197 to 844 and encodes 215 amino acids. NCBI's taxonomy places the organism in Eukaryota, Viridiplantae, Streptophyta, Magnoliopsida, Rosales, Rosaceae. The record is from RefSeq and is a predicted model, not a curated record. Gene Ontology annotation, biological process: cytokinin-activated signaling pathway; phosphorelay signal transduction system.
UGAAACACUGAAAUCUGGUCGGGUCUUGCUUUGUGGGAUGUGGAUAUUGGUGGGUCUUCCUCUUCUUAUUUCAAUACAACAAACCUGCCUUGUUUCUCAUUUCCUCCUCCUCCCAUAGAAAAAACAGCACCAACACCAUACAAAAACAAUUUUAGCUUUUUCUUUUGGUAUUUGCUUUCUUCUUCAUCAGUGAGAAAUGGGGAUGUCUGCCACAGAUUCACAGUUUCACGUUCUAGCUGUUGAUGACAGCGUCAUCGAUCGAAAGCUGAUCGAGAGGCUCCUCAAGACCUCAUCGUACCAAGUUACUACAGUUGAUUCUGGUAGCAAGGCUCUUGAGUUUCUGGGUUUGUAUGAGGAUGAACAAAGCAGUUCAGAUUCACCUUCUGUCUCCCCAAACAAUCAACAGGAAGUGGGAGUGAAUCUUGUAAUUACAGACUACUGUAUGCCUGGAAUGACAGGAUAUGAUUUGCUCAAGAAAAUCAAGGAGUCUUCAUCUCUGAGGAACAUACCUGUUGUGAUCAUGUCAUCUGAGAAUGUGCCUUCAAGAAUCACCAGAUGCUUGGAAGAAGGGGCUGAGGAGUUUUUCUUAAAGCCAGUGAGACUAUCAGACUUGAGUAGGCUUAGACCCCAUUUGAUGAAAUCCAAGUCCAGCAAUCAAAACCAAGAAAAACAAGAAGAUGAAUCUGAAAACUCAGAGACUCAAUCACAGGAGCAGGAUCAUGAACUAGAACAGCAACAACCGCAAACGAUGCCGCCCAACAAUAACAAGAGGAAGGCAAUGGAAGAGGGGCUUUCACCUGAUAGAACUAGACCCAGAUACAGUGGGAUCGCCACUCUGGUUUGAUUUCCAUUGUUUUUUUUUUUUUUCUCCUGAUGAUUUGAACAAUGUAAUUUUACUACCUUUUAUCUCCUUUCUUUUUUUUUUUUCCUUUUUUUUUAUUUUUUUUUAUUUUUUAUUUUUCAUUUCAGCUGCUGGUUGAUACUGGCCGAAAUGAGUGUAGAGGGUUUUUUUUUCAUGUAUACAAUUUACAUGAAAAUAGUUACAUUCCAAUUUUGUUGUGCUACUUUGAUUAAUGAGAUAAAGUAAAAAAAUUAAAUAAAUAAAUUGAUGUAUAAUGAAACAGGGUUACUUUGAUCAA